This is a messenger RNA of Cyphellophora attinorum, 1308 nucleotides long. RefSeq lists its product as uncharacterized. NCBI's taxonomy places the organism in Eukaryota, Fungi, Ascomycota, Eurotiomycetes, Chaetothyriales, Cyphellophoraceae. The transcript is spliced from 3 exons. Gene Ontology annotation, cellular component: nucleus. The coding region runs from base 1 to 1308 and encodes 435 amino acids. Gene Ontology annotation, molecular function: DNA-binding transcription factor activity, RNA polymerase II-specific; RNA polymerase II cis-regulatory region sequence-specific DNA binding. The record is from RefSeq and is a predicted model, not a curated record. Gene Ontology annotation, biological process: regulation of transcription by RNA polymerase II.
AUGAGUCGCCCAAGUGACGCCAGGCCCCCCUCUCCGCCGCACUCGAAUGAUGGUGACCAUGUCGAUCAUUCUCUGUCACAUCCAGGCCAAGCACUCUACACGCCCCCAAUGGGAAACAUGCCGCUGGCUACAAUGGACGCCCGCUAUGGCCAGUAUGGCGAUCCAUCGCUCUAUCACACUGCGCCACAUCCCGAGUACUAUGAGCAACAACCCACUGCUUACUAUCCGUAUCCUUCACGUCACUACAGCCCGUCGCCCGCACCCCGCGAGGGCAUGCAAACCCGAAGUGGACGAGCUCUGCGAUUUCCCGACAGCCCUGUUGGUGGUCGUCGAGCUCCGUCGCCAAGGAAACGAUUGCCGAGGCGCAAGCCCGGGAAGGCGAAUAAUGUUGGGCACGUCAUCGACAGGCCAUUGAGUGUUACCACUGCAGAUUAUGACAUUCCUGUCAGAGACAUGGACGCAUGGGUCAACCGCUCUGUCGAAGAACGCCUGGCCGAGGCAGCGAAGAAGAAUGGUUACAUCUCUCGACCGAUGAACUCCUUCAUGCUGUAUCGCUCGGCAUAUGCGGAACGUGUGAAGAAGUUCUGCAGCGAGAACAACCAUCAAGUCGUCUCGAAGGUUACUGGUGCAAGCUGGCCUUUGGAGCCCGACGAGAUCCGCAAGAAGUACGAAAGGCUUGCUCUGCUUGAAAGAGACAACCACCAGGCGGCUCAUCCGGAGUACAAGUUUGCGCCCAACAAAGCCGGAAAGAAGCGUGGUCGGGAUGAUGACGUCGAUAGUGACAGUGACGGCGAAUGGGGAGGACGCGGCAAAAGAAGCCGUACUGGCGGUAGUGUUCGACGAGGAGACACCAGGAGCAACACCGGAACACCGUUCGAAGGCGACCAGUGGCCCGGCUACCACUCUCCUGCCCCAUAUGGACACUAUGGCUACCAGCAAAACCCAUCGUCAUAUGCGUAUCAGUACCGGAGCGUGCCAUACCGAUUCAGACACUACCCUGGACAUGGGCAUGUCGAAGAUGUUCAUUUCCGCCAGUACGAGGAUCCGUUUCCAGUCCAGGACAACAUGCAGUCAAUGGUUGGUCUGCCCAACGCAGAUGGUCACCACCUUCUUGGUGAUGCAGGAGCCGGACCUGAGGCGAUGUUGGAUCCGCGACUAGGCGUGGAUCCUGAUUUCGCUCUGCAGAGUGUCGAGGCUCUCGGACGAGCAUCGCAUCAUCAAGAGCCGUUUCAUCCUGGAAACGCCACUUUGGGGGGAUACGAAGCAGGAUCGGACUUCGACCGGGAGUUUCAGCAUUUCAGAGAAUGA